Molecule: messenger RNA, 1076 nt
Organism: Anopheles arabiensis
Lineage: Eukaryota; Metazoa; Arthropoda; Insecta; Diptera; Culicidae
Exons: 2
Coding region: 196-1002 (268 amino acids)
Cellular component (GO): extracellular region
Molecular function (GO): chitin binding
Source: RefSeq, a predicted model, not a curated record
UGUAGGAUCGGGAUACAAACUUUGCCGUCUAUUGUACCAAAGUCGUGAUGCAAUCUUACAUCAGCAACAUUAUAUGCACUAAACACUAUCGGUAAUCAAAACCAUUUCCAAGAAAGGGUAACUGGUAUAAAACACCGACAGAAAAAGUUUUUUUUGUGGACAUCGUUAAUAAGAAGUGAAUCAAGUGAAUACAGCAUGAAUUGCAGUAGUAAUUUGUAUUUGGUUAGUGCCACCGGUGGAAGCCAUGUAGUGUCGGUGACACAAUUUCAAACUUCAUCAUGUGCCGACCGCCAAGCGCCCGGUAUAAUUUGCGCCAACUGCAACACGGUGGCCGUUUGCGUUAAGAUAGGCUCGGUGUGGGAACCGUCUCUGGUCGAAGCCUGCAAUGCGGACGAGGGCCUGUACUGUAACGAGUUCGAGGGAGGAUGCUCUACCAGCAUUGGGUCGUGCAAUCCGACCGGGGGAGGUGGCUUUGAGUGUAACACGCCCGGCGUGUUUCCGGAUCCGUUCAAUUGUCGGCAGUACCACAUGUGCUUCCUGAACGGCAACAAUCCAGUUGCGAUUAAUAUGGACUGUGGAGGGGCGGCCUUUUCACCAGCAAGUGGGGAUUGCUCCCUACCGCUGAACGAUACCGUCUGCCUAACGCCACAAUUCAACUGCAGCUUCGUGGGACAAAUGGCGGCCUGGCCGGGAAAUAACAACAUCUACUACAUCUGUGCAGCGGAAACGGUACAAGGAAAUCGUCUACUGCGCCCACGGUUAUACCGCUGCCCGGCCAAUCAAAUGUUCGUCGAAGGACAGUGUGUGCAGCGUGACUGGUCCAACAUGCCACCCGGUACGAUAGUUCCUUACGAAUGCGUACGCCCGGGGUUGUUUGCUGAUCCUGCCCACUGUCGGUACUACUACAGCUGUAACGCGGAGCUGGUCGCAACGCAUCUACAAUGCCCAGAAGGAACCUUCUUCAAUGAGAAUACCCUCUCGUGUGUGUUGGGAGUUUGCUAGUAGGAAAUGUUUAGUUGCCGUUUACUUCAUGUUGCAAUAAACAAUCACUUGCGAAUCGAAAUGGCUACAAAUAA